Monomorium pharaonis (pharaoh ant) is the source of this 1742-nucleotide messenger RNA. RefSeq lists its product as uncharacterized. The record is from RefSeq and is a predicted model, not a curated record. Lineage: Eukaryota; Metazoa; Arthropoda; Insecta; Hymenoptera; Formicidae. The transcript is spliced from 5 exons. The coding region runs from base 279 to 1145 and encodes 288 amino acids.
UAUCUCCUUAAAUUAGAAACCAGUAAGAACCGGUUUUAUUAACGUCGAGUAAUUUUAACUGCAAUAUAAUUGAUUAUCUGUUUCUAUUCUCGACGGAGACAGCUUUAAUUGGCAUAAAUCAAUUGCGGAUGUCAUUCCUGUCAUUGUUCAUUUGUCAGAUAAUCCAGGAAUGUCGCAUUUAAUUACAUUUAGGUUAAACUGACAAGGGAAUCUGCCGACAAUUUGUAUUAGUAAUUAAUGACUUAAUAGUGAGUCAAGUCUAAAAUAGAGAAUUGAUUAUGGAGGAUGAGGACGAGCUGGAGCUUCACAGGCUACGGGAAAUUGCCAAGCUUGCAGCUAUAUAUCACAGCGGCGAAAGAAAGUUUCAGAGAAGAACAGAUCUUUCACAUGUCGUGCACGCCAGUCUACACUUCGUUCAAUUCUUGAUCAUAUCGGCUAUCGAAGUUUUUCAUCACGUGCAUCACUAUAUGAAUCAACGAGCACAAGAAAAGGAUGAUACAGUUCCAUCACUGCCAGAGGAAAGAAACCCUAUUUUUUUCGUAUAUCCCGCUUGCAUGCUGCUGAGCUUUAUUCUUAUGAUUCUUUGGCUUGUUAAAAAGAUAGUUCCCGAAAAUCCCGGGAUGCCUCUCACAAUAUGCACGACAGGAGCUAUUCUGAUGCUUGUGACAGGAAUAAUGGAGAUGAAACACGCUGAUAUGUACAUCGAUGUUACCGAAUUUACUGACGAAGAAAUAUUAGAGCAUCCUAUCUUCAUUCAUAAUUUUGUAAUGUGCAUAUUGUCGAUCUUCGUCAUGAUUCUGUAUCUGGUUCAAGCAUGGGUUCUUUUCGACCAAUGGCAGUGGAUUCAAAAAGAGCGAGACACAAGUAUAUCGGAUGAUAUGCGAAGUUCCGACUCUAGCGUAGGCACUGACGAUCGUUCUAUAAUAGAGGAAAAAAUUAGUGAAUGCGAUUCUGCGCAACAAAUUGGAGAACUGGCACCGAUUCCUACCCUUCAAGAAUUGGCCACCUUUGGUGCAAUCACGGAUAGUGUAGAUGUGGAAGAUGAACCGAUACUUUAUUGCUGUUUCGUUGAUUGGUAUAAUUAUAUUAAAAUAAAAAUGGAAAUUAAACCAAAGCACGAGUUUCGAGUAAUUCACGUCAUGUGACGUACCCGUCAAAUAUUAAAAAAAUUAUUAAUAAUUUAUUAAAUGUAUUAAGAAUAGUAAUUGUUGGUAUAUUGCUUUCGUCGCUGUUGUCCUGAAAUCGUUGAACAGACAUCUAUUACGCCAUCUUGAGAGACUCUGAAAAGUUAGCUGGUAAAGCUAUCUAGUUCUGUGAAUAAAACAGCUAACUUGUAACAAAUUCAAGCUGUUUACAAAAUAAAUUUUUUAUACAGUAUCUGUUCGCAUAAUUUUUUUAAGCAAUUUUAUAGUAAUAACAUUUUUAUCUUUACAUUAAACUUGAUAAGACAUAAAUAAAUAGCUCUGAUAGAAAUAAUAAAAGUAACGAUAAAAAUAUAUUUAUAUAAUAAACAUUAUUUCAUUAUAUAUAUUUUUAUAACAAAUCUGUAAUACUUAGAAUAUUUACAUACACUCAAAUAAUAUAUUUUAAAAUUAAUAAUAAUUAUUUUUCUGAAAUCACGAUAAAAAUUUGAUGAUAGCAAUAUUCAAUGUAAGAACGUUUUGUGGAAAUGAUUCAUAUUGAUAAAGAACGACAUUCAUGUGCAUUAAAAUCUUUCUGAGUAAUAAAUCUUUCUCAGUAAA